Fusarium sp. VM40 is the source of this 1629-nucleotide messenger RNA. The record is from the annotation of a GenBank genome assembly. Lineage: Eukaryota; Fungi; Ascomycota; Sordariomycetes; Hypocreales; Nectriaceae.
AUGGGUAGCCAAAUCAACUCAGACUCUCCCACCAUCUCCAUCCCCCAGGGCAAGCUCGUCGGCGUCAAGCUGCACGACUCCCUCCCCGAACCUGUAGACGGAUGGCUAGGUGUCCCCUACGCUCAACCGCCCACAGGCGAUCUUCGCUUCCGCCUCCCUGUCAAAGUGUCACCCUCACCCGACACCGUCAUCGACGCCUCCAAGUAUGGCCCUGCAGGUCCCGGCAAGGCGCUUCUACCAGGCCCACCGCUUGAGAAGAGCGAGGAUUGUUUAACAGCCAAUGUCUUCCGUAAAUCAGCAGGUCAGCAUGAGAAGUUGCCCGUCGCGCUGUAUAUUCAUGGCGGCGCGUUCAACAGAGGCUCUGCGCAUAUGCACAAGACGGCGUCAAUGGUGGCCAAUGCGCCUGAGUCAUUUAUCGCGAUUAGCUUCAAUUAUCGUAUUGGAGCUUUGGGAUUUUUGCCUUCCAGUUUGAGUGCCAAAGAGGGUGCUUUGAACUUGGGUCUGAAGGAUCAGAUUCUUAUGAUGGAGUGGGUGCAGGAGAAUAUUGAGGCUUUCGGCGGCGACCCUAAAAAUGUCACCUUAUUUGGCCUCUCAGCUGGUGCUCAUUCUAUCGGUCACCAUAUCAUGCAUUACAAGGAGGGCGUCGCACCUCUCUUCCACAAAGCCAUCAUAGAGUCUGGCGCUCCCACAUCACGAGCAGUAAGGCCAUACGAUGCGCCCAUUCACGAAGCUCAGUUCAAAGACUUCCUCCGCGAAAUUGGUGUGCCUGAAGACCUUCCAGAAAACGAGAUCUUCCCUUACCUGCGGAAGCAGCCCGAGAAGGUCGUCACUGAUGCUCAAACCGCAAUCUUCGAUAAAUACAACCCUUCUCUGCGCUGGGCCUUCCAACCUGUCAUCGACGGCGAAAUCAUCGCACGUCCACCUCUCGAGACGUGGAAGCAGGGAAAGUGGCACAAGGUUCCCAUCAUGACUGGCUUUACCACCAAUGAGGGGUCUCUAUACGUCGACAAGACCAUGUCCGAAUCUUCUCAGUUCCGACACUUCUGGGCCGAGUUGCUACCUCUGCUUUCCUCGGAAGAUCUUGAUACCAUCGAAGAGCUAUACAGAGACCCUGCCAAGUAUGAGGAUUCAGAGUAUAAGGAAACUCGCAAGGAUAUGGGUUCUCAGUAUAAGCGCAUCGAGGCUGCAUACGCUCACUACGCUUACGUUGCCCCUGCGCGACAAACAGCCGAACUAGCAUCUCCAUCUGUCCCUGUUUAUCUCUACCACUGGGCAGCAUUAAGCACCGUGAACAACGGUGCUCAGCACGCCGACAACAUGCGAUACGAAGUGUGCGACCCCAAGGUCAUCGCUAUCUCUCAAACGCAGAAGGAUCUGGCCAAGACGCUCAACCACUAUGUCACCAGCUUUAUCGCAAAGGGCGACCCCAACGCCGUUGCAGGUGAAUACCCCGAUAGACCAAAGUGGGAGGCUUACAACGCCAAGGACCCCAAGGUGUUGAGAUUUGGCGAUGGGAAUGAGGAGUUGAUUGGGGGAGAUGCUGGAACUGCGGCUGUGUUUUCUAAUGAUGAAUGGGGCCGAAAGCAGUCUGAGUUCUGGUGGAGUAAGGUGGACAUCUCACAGCAGUGA